Macadamia integrifolia is the source of this 816-nucleotide messenger RNA. RefSeq names its product vacuolar protein sorting-associated protein 55 homolog. The record is from RefSeq and is a predicted model, not a curated record. The transcript has 5 exons. Gene Ontology annotation, biological process: late endosome to vacuole transport via multivesicular body sorting pathway. NCBI's taxonomy places the organism in Eukaryota, Viridiplantae, Streptophyta, Magnoliopsida, Proteales, Proteaceae. Gene Ontology annotation, cellular component: endosome. Bases 225 to 641 code for a protein of 138 amino acids.
UUGUUUCCAUUUUUAAACUCUUCGUCUUUCAGUCACGAAAAAAGUAGUGGGGAAGGAUUUACUUGCUUCAAGGCAUGUUACGAACCACAGCAAAAAACUCAAUCGAAACCCUAAACUAAAUGAGUUGCAGGUGAUCCAGAAAGCUGAAGUUCGAGGAUCUCUGCUUGCCGAUCUACCAGUUGCUCCUUUCGAGAGCUCUUUCUAUGGGAUAACUAAGUUAUAUCAUGGCGGACUUACCUGGUUAUGUGGUUCAUUGCUUGCACUCUGGGAAACUUGCUAUUUUAGCAAUUUUGGUCUCUGCAGGAAUUGUAUUGCAAAUUCUGGCAUGUGCCUUAUAUAAUAACUGGUGGCCAAUGUUAACAGUAUUAACAUAUGUACUUCUUCCCAUACCUCUGAUAUUUUUUGCUGGGUCUGAUACCUCCUCUCUCUUAUCUGAAACUGGGAAUAGUUGGGUAGAUGCUACCAAGUUCUUGACAGGAGCCUCUGUAGUUGGAUGCAUUGCAAUACCAUCUAUCCUAAAGCAUGCAGAUGUUAUUGGUUGGGGAGCACUUGCAUUGGAGCUAUCAUCCUUUCUUAUCUUCGUGAUUGCCAUAAUCAGUUACAUUCGAAUUAACACUGAAGAUGAGUACAGCAUGUUCUGAGGAACGAUUCAUUAUGGACCCCAACUUUAUAUCUAUAGUUGCACAUGUUGAUUAUAAAACAUUAGCCUUUCCUUUUCAUUUAUUUGUAUCGGUGUUUGCUUAAUCCUUUGUGCUCCACGGAGGUCAAAGAAAAUUAUGCACUUGAUCGAAUGAAAUCUGUUGUCCAUUCUUCUUA